AAUGCCUGGGGGGAAGGCACAGAACGACCUUUGACUCUCCCGAAUCCUUUGGAAGUUGUGGCGGUGAGGCGUGGACGUAGAUGCAUUUUGAUUACUACGAGAUUGGACAAGAGAGAAAGUGGGUACAGAAGGAUUAUACUCACGAAGUAGGAUAAGAAUUGAUGUGCAAACAACACACAAAAGGGGACAGUAUGCACUGUUUUAGUCUUUGUCUGCCAAUAAAAGUAUUAGAAAAAUACUGUCUGCUUUAAAAUGGAUAUUGCCUCAAUAGCGCUGCGGCUGUGCUCAGAGACACCAUCAUGGGGAACAACGCAUGGGGCAAUCCUUCUCUCCACCAUUCUCUAUGGUCGGGCCACAUUUCCGGCCUGCCGCUUACACUCAUCCAGUCCUCCCAGAUCCAAACACGUCCCCGGGGUUGGGGCCAGGGGAUGUUUCUAGAAACGGUCCGGUGGCACUUCCCAAAUGGCGCCCUACAGGCGUCAUCAAGGGCCCUGUCAACGAAGUAAGGCUGUGUAGGGACUAGGGCUCCAUUGGGGACACGCGCCGUUUUAAAACGGUAGACAAUGUCGGGAAGCAGAACCCCCCCCCACCCCUCCUCAAUUCUACCAGAUGCACAGGAUAUUCCACUCUUUGUUUGUGAGAGAAACCCUUCGGACUCAGAAUGUUGGUCCGACACAGACCAGGGAGCUGAGAGAUCCUCACUGGGGUGAUAUUUGGUGAAGAAAUCAGCGGGGGAGGAACACAGAACCAUGGCUGAAGUUAUUCCACUCGGAGAGACGGGAGUGAAAUCGCCUCAUUCGGAUGGGAGUGUUUCAGCUAACCAUGACGGGCCUAGUUCGUCCACCGAGCUGAGGAUCGUUCUGCUGGGGAAGACCGGAGCAGGAAAGAGUGCCACCGGAAACACCAUCCUGGGGAGGGACGUAUUUCAAGUGGACUCCUCACCUUCGUCGGUGACGGGACAGUGCGAGAGACAGAGCGGAGAGGUCAACGGGACCAGGGUCCACGUCGUCGACACGCCCGGCCUCUUCGACACGGCCAGGUCGGAGGAGGAGGUGAAGGAGAAAAUAGAGGAGUGCGUCAGAAUGUCCGUGCCGGGCCCCCACGCGUUCCUCCUGGUGAUCAGGCUGGGCGUGAGGUUCACCGAGGAGGAGAGGAACGCGGUCAGGUGGAUCCAGGAGAACUUUGGGGAGGACGCCUCCAUGUACACCCUCCUGCUGUUCACCUGUAAGGAUCAGCUGAAGGGGAAACAGGUGUCGGACUCCCUGAAGAUGUGCAAGGAGCUGCGGAGGCUCUCUAUCACCCUGGGGGGGGGGUAUCACUCCUUCGAUAACGACGCCAAGGACGACCCCGCCCAGGUCGCGGAGCUCCUGGAGAAGAUCAAGAACAUGGUGGAGCUGAAUGGCGGGCAGCACUACACUAACGAGAUGUACGAGCAGGCCCAGCAGAAGAUCAGGGAAGAAGAGGAGCGGAGGCGGGAGGAGGAGAAACAAAGGAGGGAGGAGGAGGAGAGGAGGUUAAAAGAAGAGGUGAAGGUAGAGAUGGAGAAGGAGAAGGAGCAGGAGGAGAAAGUGAUGGUGGGGAAGAAGACCAACCUGUGCAUCGCCGUGGCGGUGACGGUGGUGUGUCUACUGGUGGGCGUGGUCAUAGCCGCGGCGGCAGACACCACGGUGGCGCUGUCACUAGCCCCUAUCUUCCUGGUCCUGGCAGCGGCCAGCGGGACAGCCGCCAUCUGCCUCAAGAAAGGACGAUGUGGAGCCAAAAAGCCCGAGUGUGUCGCCGUGUGACACGCCAGAUCUGCCAGAGAAAAGUGGGCGUUUAUGCAGGCAGCUCUGUACUGAUUGGUUCCCCGAUUGGUUCUCUCGCCAGUGAUUGGACCGGCUGUGAAACGGGGCCGGGGCGGCCCAAUGCGGGUCUGGCGGUUGGUUUCAGAGAUCGAUGGAUGGUUUAGUUUAAAUGGUUUUUAAUGUUUCUUUCCACACGUUUCCACAUUUUAUGGUUUUUCAUGACGUUGAAAAUACACUAUUGAACUAUUUCCUAAAUCCUCUCCCUUAACUUUUUUCUAUUUUGGGGCGAGGGGUGCAAUUAUGUAUUUAUUUCAUAUGUUCAGUGAUAACAUUUAUGAAUGUACCCGAAUGACUCAAUAAAGUGAAGUAAAGGCUAAAACUGA
Esox lucius (northern pike) is the source of this 2167-nucleotide messenger RNA. Its product is annotated as GTPase IMAP family member 4-like. NCBI's taxonomy places the organism in Eukaryota, Metazoa, Chordata, Actinopteri, Esociformes, Esocidae. Gene Ontology annotation, molecular function: GTP binding. The coding region runs from base 750 to 1784 and encodes 344 amino acids. The transcript has 3 exons. The record is from RefSeq and is a predicted model, not a curated record.